Messenger RNA from Daucus carota subsp. sativus, 2396 nucleotides. RefSeq lists its product as uncharacterized. NCBI's taxonomy places the organism in Eukaryota, Viridiplantae, Streptophyta, Magnoliopsida, Apiales, Apiaceae. The record is from RefSeq and is a predicted model, not a curated record. The transcript has a single exon. The coding region runs from base 116 to 2212 and encodes 698 amino acids.
AUCACCAGCUUUAACUGUCAACAUCUAAAUCUAAAAUGAUUCUUUAAGAGAUAAGGAUUAAAGCGAGAUUGAAGAAGAAAAAGAGUGAAGUGUGCUUUGUGUGCAGCAAGAAACAAUGGCAAAAUCAAAACAACUCUACUUACUAUUUCAAAUACUUUUGGUAUUGAGCUUAAUUGAUUUGUGUUCAUCAGAGAGUAUAAUUUUCGCUACUUUGGGAAGCAGAAGCAUGUACUCUUUCGACAUAUAUUCAGUGCCGCUUGAUUCGAAGAAUUCAGCUCCUCUUUCGGAGCUGCGCUUAACCGACGGCCACUCCCUCAAUUUCAAUGGCCAGUUUGUUACCUCUACGAAUAUUAUUCGAGAACAACAACAACAACAACAACAACGAGCAAUUGAAUUGGUUUAUGCAACCGAAAGAGGAGGUGUGUCCACCAUAUAUCAAGAUAUUAUCUUUAAUCCAACUCCACAAGGAUUGAGAAGAGAGGCUCUUGAGGUCUCCGCUCAGCGAGUUGAGCUGCUCAGUGGAGAUGGGGUUUCGAUGAAAGACAGGCCGAGUUUGGUGGGUGACUCGUUGAUUUACGUCUCAACUCACGAGAACCCGGGGGUUCCGAGGGCGAGUUGGGCGGCUGUGUACUCGACUCAGUUGAGUACCGGGUUGACUCGGCGGCUGAGUCCUUAUGGGGUGGCUGAUUUUAGUCCUGCAGUGUCACCUUCCGGGGUUUGGACUGCAGUAGCGUCUUUGGGUGAUAAGGGGUGGAAUGGGGAAGUUGAGGAGCUCGGGACGGAUGUUUUCGUGUUUUCGACUCGAGACGGGUCGAAUCGGGUUAAGGUGGUAGAGCACGGUGGGUGGCCGAGUUGGGCGGACGAGUUCACUUUGUAUUUUCAUAGGAGAGGGGAUGAUGGGUGGUGGAGUAUUUACAAGGCGAUUUUGCCGAAAAAUGGUGAGUUAAGUGUUGACUCGGUUUUGACUCAGCGAGUCACUCCACCCGGUGUUCACUCGUUCACCCCAGCUGCUUGUGGAAAUGAAAGUUUAGUUGCUGUGGCAACUCGGAGAUCCGGGUCAGAUUAUCGGCAUAUUGAAAUAUUUGAUUUGAAGGCCAAGAAAUAUAGAGAAUUGACACGGCCGAUUACGCCAGAUGCUCAUCAUUUUAGUCCGUUUUGUUCUGCGGAUUCUAAAAUGGUCGGGUACCAUAAGUGCAGAGGAUCUAGCAGGGGGAUGAAGAGCGAAAAGCCCCUGUUCCUGGAAAAUCUCAGGAGCCCAAUGCCUGAAAUUUCGCUUUUUCGGGUUGAUGGGUCAUUUCCUUCGUUUUCGCCUGAUGGAAACAGGGUUGCCUUCGUCGACUUUCCUGGUCUUUAUGUUGCAAACAUGGAUGGGUCGGGGCGUCGUCAGGUGUUGAGUGAUAUGGCGUUUGCGACUGCCUGGGAUCCGAAGCGGAAGGGAGUGGUGUAUACAAGCACCGGGCCGACAUUUGAGACGGAAAGUACUGAGGUUGAUAUAGUUUCUGUUAAUGUUGAUGACAAUGAUCUUGAGUCUAGCUACAAAAAGUUAACUCAUGGUGGAGCUAACAAUGCUUUUCCGUGGCCUUCACCAGAUGGAAAAUGGGUCGUGUUUCGUUCGGGUCGGUCAGGUCACAAGAACUUGUAUAUAAUGGAUGCGGUUGAAGGGGAGACGGGUGGGUUACACCGCUUAACAGAAGGACCAUGGAGCGAUACGAUGUGCAACUGGUCGCCUGAUGGCGAAUGGAUUGCGUUUGCAUCAGACAGGGAAAUUGUUGGAUCAGGAGGUUUUGAAUUGUAUCUGAUUCAUCCUAAUGGGACAGGGCUUCGGAAGCUGGUUCAGAGCGGGUCAGUUGGACGGACAAACCAUCCGUAUUUCAGCCCUGACAGCAAAAAAAUAGCGUUUACUUCAGACUAUGGCGCAGUCUCAGCCGAGCCUAUUUCAAAUCCUCAUCAGUAUCAGCCUUAUGGUGAUAUAUACACUAUUAAUGUGGAUGGGAGUGGAUUGAAGAGAUUGACACAUAAUUCAUACGAAGAUGGAACUCCUGCUUGGGGGCCUAAUUAUAUUCAGCCUGUUGAUGUCGAGUCGGCUUACAAUGCAGCACAAUGUGCUUUCGAAGAUCUGUCUUGGCUCCAAAUAGAUAGUCCUGCAAGUGCCAGUCAUAGGAAUCGUGUUGAAGAUUAUAAUGGUUCAACUAAAAUACAGUGUGGUGGUUAGUCUCAGUUCUGCAGUAAUAUGUUGGUAAGACACUCCAGUCUGAAUGUAUAUAUGAAGAAUAAAAAGCAAAGCACAAGAGUUAUCUUGCUGCAUUUAUACUCUGUAAUAUUUAGAAUGAGUCUCUGUGGCAUGGCCUACUAUGCCGGUUAUAAUUAUAUCCAAUCUUACGUGUUUUGCAUCUUAA